CCACCCCUUCUCUCUGUUUAGAAUGGCCGCGAUGUAGUAAAACAUGUAACGGGGAGAGGUGAAAAGUCUCAAAUGCUGUUUUUUUUUUCCUUUUUCUUUCUGUAGUUUUAGUUUUUUCGUGAUGUUGCUAAGUGUCCUUUUUAACUCCUUUUCUUUUCUGAUUUAAUUAAACGCCCCAUCGCACAACUUCGGCAGCAAACAUUGUUUUUAAACAUGGUUUUACUACCAGAAGAUGCAGCAAUGACUCUUGCAGAAUUGCGACAGAUGGCUGCAAGGCAGCAACAUCAAAUUGAAGCACAGCAACAACUUUUAGUAGCCAAAGAGCAAAGGCUAAAAUUUUUAAAACAGCAAGAAGCUCGUCAUCACAAUUUGGCUGAGCAUCAGUUAGAUCCUGCUUGCUUACAGAAUCUUCGAGAUAAAAUUGAUACCCAAGAGCAUAAACUUCGACAGCUAAGAGCAUUGCGUGGGCAAGUGGAACAACAGAAAACAAACAAUGAUAAUCUGGGUACAGAACUCGAUUCUAUUCGAGCAUUGUUUUGUGAAAAAGAAAAGGAAUUAAACCUUGCUGUGAAUAAAGUUGAUGAACUAACCAGGCAGCUAGAUGAAAUUCGAAAUAAUAAAAAUCGAAAAAAUUGUAUGGUGUCAUCUACUGCAUCAGAACUUGAAAACUUAAGAAGAGAACUACUGUAUCGAACAAAGCUAUCUGAACAGCAAAACAACUAUAUUUGUCAACAAAGAGAAGAUAUAGCUCUUCGGCAAAAGGACAUUUCCAUUUUAGACAAGAAAAUCAAUGAGCUUACUCAACGCCUUCACCGCAAGCGCCUCUUAAAUGAACAACUUGCUUCCCAAAUUCACAAUGCUGCCUUAUCAAGAAAUUACAGUGGAUCUGUUGUUAACAAUGGCUUUUAUCAUGCUACUAAUGUUGUUGCUGUAGAACCCUUACCUAGAGAAUCUCUUGAAACAGAGCAUGCUCGCGAUGAUAUGUCUGCCAAACUUCAUGGUUCCCAUAAAGGUGACCUUGGAGAAUUUGGUUUGAAUAAGAAUGACCCAAAAUAUCAGACUUUGCCUUACAAUACCAAGUUUACUUCUUUGAAAGGGAAAUGCGAUGAUUCUUUGUCUUCUUCAACAGAAGAUGAUUCGUGGCCUAACAGUUUAGAUUCUUCGUCUUCUACUAAGAAAAAUCCUACACCAUUAUCCAUUGUGAAACCAACUUCAAAUAUGUGCAAUCUAACACCUAGACCAUUCAAUAAUGCAUAUAACACCAAUAACUCUGUGGCAAAAGCAUCAAUCCAGCAACCAUCUGUAAAAAGUGAAGAUUUAUCAACUUUGGAUAAAGAUGCUAGUACUGAUUCUAGUACUAAAGAGAAUCUUGAUUUGAAGAAACAAAAUCAUUCGAAUAUCAUUGUCUCAUCUCAGCAUCCUGUUCCCCAGCCAUCCAUAACCACACCACCUGUACCUGAAAAGCCUGUAGAAAAGCCAAAGCCUGUUAAUUCACGCAGUGCUAAACCUGUGGUACCACCUAAACCAGCAUUACCUGUAAAGCCUAUGAUUUCUAAUCGACAAACUGCUUCUUCUAAAGAAAAUGAGGAAGAGGAAAAGGAUCUAGUGAAUGUAGCUUUAUCUGUGCUUCAAAAUAAAUCUUCCAAAAGCGACAAGAGUGCAACAAGCAACUACAGAGAACGAUUGCUGUAUUACCAAUGUGUUCCUAGGUACCAUCAAGCUAAAGAUACUAAAAACAACCCGACUCCAGCAAAGAGUAAAAUCGCUACAUAUUUUCAAAAGUCAUCUAUAAAUAAAGAUUCAAAUUCACAUCAAGAUUAUCAGAAGAAAGAAACUUCUGAACCGUCAGAAAUUCCUAAGAGGAAACCUUCAAUGGGGCAACUACCUAUCAAACCCAAACCUUUAACAAUAAGAAAAACACCUGGUUUGGAACCACCUAAACUAAAAGUUCAACCUGUAGUAAAUACUAAUUUCCAUCGUAAAUCUUCUGAUUCAAAUCUUACCAGUCACUUUAAAGCAUCCUAUCUUCCUCAUCCAUCAGAAGAAAUCCCACCAUCUAGAACUCUUAAGUCCCUCGAAUCCAGUGAUAAAGAAGGAUCUGUCCCAGUUUUAGAAGUUGCUCCUUUAAAAAAGGAGUCUGAAGAUCUCCCUGAACAGGUGGCAGCUAAAACUGAAACAGAUGUUUGGGUUAAACAGGAAUCACCUGUUGAGCAUAAAGAAGAACUUGUGGAUAACUGUGAUGAAACAGACUUGUAUGAAUCUCAACCAGAUUCUGAAAAACCUGAACCAGCAACCGAAACUGUAGGUGAAAAUGAAUCUGAUGACGAAAAAUUUCACAGUGCCGCUCUUAGAAGAAUGCGUAAAGGAAAUUUGAAAGGAGAAAACUCUUCUCGUGGUUGUCGAAGAGUCAGUUUUGACCCACUGGCUCUACUUUUGGAUGCUGCUCUUGAGGGUGAAUUGGAGUUGGUCAAGAAAACAGCUAAUGAAGUUCCUAAUCCAAGUGCUGCUAAUGAUGAAGGAAUAACAGCCCUUCACAAUGCUAUCUGUGCUGGACAUGUUGAUGUUGUGACUUUUCUUGUCGAAUUUGGUUGUGAUGUCAAUGCUCAAGACAGUGAUGGAUGGACUCCUCUUCAUUGUGCUGCUUCCUGUAACAAUUUACCAAUGGUGAAGUUUUUAGUUGAAAGAGGUGCUUGCAUCUUUGCCACUACACUAAGUGAUCAUGAAACAGCUGCUGAGAAAUGUGAAGAAGAUGAGGAAGGAUUUGAUGGAUGUUCCGAGUAUCUAUAUAGCUUACAAGAAAAUUUGGGUGUCAUGAACAAUGGCAUUGUGUAUGCUGUAUAUGAUUAUGAAGGACAGAAUGCCGAUGAAUUGAGUUUUAAAGAUGGAGACAUGCUAACUGUUCUCAGGAAAGGAGAUGAUGAAGAAAGUGAGUGGUGGUGGUCUCGUCUUCAUGAUGAAGAGGGAUAUGUACCAAGGAAUCUUUUAGGGCUCUAUCCACGAGUGACAAGCAGAAAGCAACAAGAAUCUACCAAACCUGAUGAAUGAAAUAAAAUACUCCCACCUUUUUUCCGAAAGAAUCUCAAAACCCCCUGCCACAUCCUAUCUACCUAAUGAAGGGAUUUUAGGAUAUUAAGUGAGAAAUACUACACUUGGUGAAGAAUCUCAGUGCCUUUUUUUUUUAAGUGCCAUGGCCUUUUGCCAUAUUGUUUAGGAGGGGGGUAUAUAUAAAGUGCCAAAAAAAAAAAAAGUGCUGCUAUUUGCCAUAUCAUUUUACAGCCUUCCAGCCGUCCUUUUUUUACAUAAUUAAUGAUGCACAUGAUCAUAUUCAUGCAUAUUUUGUGAAAGUUUUAAAUCGAAUUGCAUCUAGUUGUGUUCUAACACGUUGUGCCGAAUCUUUUUACUAGCGACACAAAUUAUAUUUUAGAAAAAUGCAUUUUUUUGUAGUCAGUGAAUUUUGCCUUAUCAAUCUUUCCAAAAUUUGGGAAAUCUAUGCCUUCAUGUACAUUUUGCACCUAAGGUGAAAUUGAUAUGUUUUGUGCUAUAUCUAAUUAUUGACAAAAGGAGUGCCUUUUUUUUAAAAAAAAAAAUCUCCCGACUCAGUUGGAAUGCCAUGUAUAAUAAAGUGCCUGAUCUUAUAUACAGAUGAUUAAUAAAGUUGUUUUGCAUCUGA
Messenger RNA from Argiope bruennichi, 3670 nucleotides. Its product is annotated as apoptosis-stimulating of p53 protein 1-like. Gene Ontology annotation, biological process: regulation of apoptotic process. The transcript is spliced from 12 exons. The coding region runs from base 214 to 3045 and encodes 943 amino acids. Gene Ontology annotation, cellular component: nucleus. The record is from RefSeq and is a predicted model, not a curated record. Lineage: Eukaryota; Metazoa; Arthropoda; Arachnida; Araneae; Araneidae. Gene Ontology annotation, molecular function: p53 binding.